This is a messenger RNA of Rhipicephalus sanguineus (brown dog tick), 915 nucleotides long. RefSeq lists its product as uncharacterized. NCBI's taxonomy places the organism in Eukaryota, Metazoa, Arthropoda, Arachnida, Ixodida, Ixodidae. The record is from RefSeq and is a predicted model, not a curated record. Bases 1 to 915 code for a protein of 304 amino acids. The transcript has a single exon.
AUGGAACGAGCACUGCUCGAGUCCAGUCUUGGAUUCCGCCUGAAGUAUAGCACAAGCGGAAUCGAUGAAAAUCGGCGGCUGCCUGGCUUGGCUUUUGCGGAUGACGUAGUACUAAUGGCUGAGAGCAAAGCAGAGCUGCAGGCACUCCUGGACAUCUGUGCCACAGAAAUGACCUCGCUGGGUUUACGCUUCAACGCCAAAAAGACCAAGGUAGUGCCAUUUGCUGGAAACAUGGCUGAAUCUGUAGACCUCAAGCUGGGAAGUGAGAGCAUCGCCCUGGAGACUACAUAUAAGUACUUGGGCGUGCUACUCUGCUCUGAGGCCAGUAUAUACAACCAGCAGGAAGCCCAUAUCCGCCAAGCCUCACUGCGGGCUCAGUGCAUUCUUCGGCGCCGCAUCUUGUGGGGGUGCAACCGCUUCAUCAUGGUGCGGGACAUAUGGAAACUUGUGCAUGUUCCCUGCCUUACAUUUGCCAACGCAGUCUGCAUGACAGCGGCCACCAGAGAAUGGCUGGAGCGGCGGCAACGAGAAGUUGGCCGCACGGCGCUUGCGUGCCAUGGAAGAGUGGCGGACGAGUCAGUCCAGGGGGACCUAGGCUGGUCUUGUUUUGAAGCUCGCAAGGCCUCCAGCAAGUUAGUGUACCGGGGUCGCCUUCAAUUCAUGUGCAGAGAGCGCUGGGCAAGGCAGGUAUUUGAAUACCUUGCGGCAACGUGCAUACGUACCUCUUGGGUGAACCGGGUGUACCGGCUGGAAAAGAAGUAUGUAUCCUUCACAGAGCCGGUACAGGCUGAAACUGCAAGGCUCUAUACCAAGGAGGUGCGUAGGCGGGUGCGCCAGGGGCUCCGGAACCGGGGCGGCAGGGGGGGCCGUCGCCCCCACAGGUUCAAAACCAGUGGGGGCAUGCCCCCACACUAA